Eubalaena glacialis (North Atlantic right whale) is the source of this 2091-nucleotide messenger RNA. RefSeq names its product adenosine deaminase tRNA specific 2 (gene ADAT2). The transcript is spliced from 6 exons. The coding region runs from base 47 to 622 and encodes 191 amino acids. The record is from RefSeq and is a predicted model, not a curated record. Gene Ontology annotation, cellular component: nucleus; cytoplasm. Gene Ontology annotation, biological process: tRNA wobble adenosine to inosine editing. Lineage: Eukaryota; Metazoa; Chordata; Mammalia; Artiodactyla; Balaenidae. Gene Ontology annotation, molecular function: tRNA-specific adenosine-34 deaminase activity; zinc ion binding.
CCUCCGCCGCGGCCUCUGCCGCCGAGCGAGGCUGCCCCGGUGCAGUAUGGAGGCGAAGGUAGGGUCCACGCAGACUACCGGCGGCGCGUGCUCUGUGUUGGCGGAGGAGACCGAAAAGUGGAUGGAACAGGCGAUGCAAAUGGCCAAAGAAGCCCUAGAAAAUAUUGAGGUUCCUGUUGGCUGCCUUUUGGUCUACAACAAUGAAGUUGUAGGGAAGGGAAGAAAUGAAGUUAAUCAAACCAAAAAUGCUACUCGACAUGCAGAAAUGGUGGCCAUCGACCAGGCCCUAGAUUGGUGUCAUCGACAUGGCAAGAGUCCUUCUGAGGUGUUUGAACACACGGUGCUGUACGUCACCGUGGAGCCGUGCAUCAUGUGCGCAGCCGCUCUCCGCCUGAUGAAAAUCCCGCUGGUUGUCUAUGGCUGUCAGAAUGAACGAUUUGGUGGUUGUGGCUCUGUUCUAGAUAUUGCCUCUGCUGAUCUACCGAAUACUGGGAGACCAUUUCAGUGCAUCCCUGGAUAUCGGGCUGAGGAAGCAGUGGAGAUGUUAAAGACCUUCUACAAACAAGAAAAUCCAAAUGCACCAAAAUCAAAGGUUCGGAAAAAGGAAUGUCAGAAAUCCUGAACUUGUUCUAAUGAAAGACUCGUGCUCCUGGAUGACAUUCUUGGACAGAAAGCUGUUGACAUUGUUGAAUCGUAUGUUUAUAUAUUGUCCUUAAUCCAUGGGAAAAUGGUUUUUCAUCAUUUGCUCUGUUAAGGGAACAAAUUAGCACUUUUAAAAAGUCUGACAACUGCAAACAACUCCUAGAUUUUCCACAAGCUGGAAGAACAUUUUUAAGAAGGGGAAAAAUUAAAGAUUGAUGUUUUAGAAAUUAGUAAGCAGUGCCUGCUCUUCCUGCCAAAAUCGUUAUGCCCGGUCCAGGAAAGUGCUGACUUUCAGAGGAUGUGUGUAUCUGGACUCAGUUACCUGGUGUGUCUGCAUGGAGCACGGUGCCCUAUGGACACCUGGUCCAGGCCUGGCCUUUCAGACUCGGACCCUUCAUUCUUGGCAGCCACUAUGUUCUCCCAGGGUGUGGGGGGCAGGGUGUGACUUCCUUGGAAAUUGUAUAUGAAUCAUAUACAUAUAGACCGUGAUUCUAUGGUCCUUAGAGCAGAUUUUUGCUUUUAUAAAGCAUUUAGAGAAAAUACGUACUGUUAAAACAAGUGCUUAAGUAUCAUUUAAAAAUUACAGCAUCCUGCUAUUGUAAAAUCUUAUUUAUGCCUUCUUUGAAGAUGAAUAGUCUUAACAGUAAAAGAAAUGCAUAAAUGGACAACUCCUUCUUUGUUAUUGAGCAACUAUACUGUGCCAGGCUCUGUUUGUUCGCUGAAGCAGUGAGCAAAACAAAGAAUCCUGCCCUCAUGGAGCUCAUAUUCUAGCAGGAGGAGACAGAUAAUGAACAUAACAGAUUACACAGUAUGUUAGAGGGUGAUAAGAAUUAUGGCAAAAAGAAACAGAACAGGGUAGAAGGGGUGGGCAUGCCAUUUGGUGGUGGGAAUGCUGGUUGCAGAAUUAGGGUUCGUUUCAUCUGAAAUCAAACACAGUUAUUUCUCUUUAUAAAAAUUCAGAUUUAGAAUUUAAAAUCUAAAACGUAAAAGGACUUCCCUGGAGGUCCAGUGGUUAAGACUCCUCACUUGCACUGCAGGUGGCAAGGGUUCCUUCCCUGGUCAGGGAACUAAGAUCCUACAUGCCGUGCAGUGCGGCAAAAAACAAAACAAAACAAAAAGCAAAACUAAAAUGUGAAAGUGUGAGCACAACCCUCAAAGGGUAUCCACAGCAGGAAGUCCCAGGUAUCCAUGCUUCCUGACUGCGGCAGGGGUUGCCUCUGAUGAACUGGAGCUUUGCAGAGCCAUGCUGGGAUGCUCUGCAUCUGCCCAGAAGGGGGCCUCACUGUUCCACCAGAAGCCCAGCUCCAGGCCCUGGAGGGCAGCUGCUCCGUUGCAUUUCUUCAGUGGAUUUAUUUCCUUGAUGCAAAGCAUCUGUAUUUGUUGGUUCUGCCAUUUGAGCGAUGUCUCUGACUUGUUUGUUUUGAAUUACAUUACAGGCUGGAAUGUAAU